AUGAACGCACCACUAAUACUUUCUUUGUUGUUAGCGGCAACACCCAUCCUCGUAGUGGGACAGUCCGAGAAGGGUCCUCCGGGUGAAGUAAAAAUUUACGACAUCAAAGACUGCGAUUCCGUUCUUAACAAGGUGGAAUUCGAGGCGAAAAUGCAGACGGAAAGCGACGACACCGACACCUUUUCGAUGUCUUUCAAGAUACCAAGCGAUUAUGGAGAUAACGUUUUGGUCACUAUACUUGCGGACACAUUGGACGGGGACGAGUGGAAAGAAAACGCGUACCAUUUCGACGAUGAGAAAUUCUUUGCGAGUGUUAAUAAUUUUUGUCCGAAAAUUUGGGAACAUAUGAGGAGUAAAAUGGAACCCAAAAUUGCGGAGCCUGGUGAAAUUCUUGCUGGGUCUUAUACACUGGAGGGAUUUACGGCGACGUAUACGGAGAUCACUGUCCCGCAGGUACCAUACGGAAAAGCCCGUCUUACGGCCACCGUAACGGUAGACGACGAAGACGUGCUCUGCCAGAAGGUGGAACUCGAAUUCUUCAAACCUUCACUAAGAUAGAUUAUUGUCGAUUGAGGAAAUGAAUGCAUUAAUUAAUAAA
Molecule: messenger RNA, 598 nt
Organism: Zophobas morio
Lineage: Eukaryota; Metazoa; Arthropoda; Insecta; Coleoptera; Tenebrionidae
Exons: 4
Coding region: 1-558 (185 amino acids)
Source: RefSeq, a predicted model, not a curated record